Molecule: messenger RNA, 549 nt
Organism: Penicillium atrosanguineum
Lineage: Eukaryota; Fungi; Ascomycota; Eurotiomycetes; Eurotiales; Aspergillaceae
Exons: 2
Coding region: 1-549 (182 amino acids)
Source: RefSeq, a predicted model, not a curated record
AUGGGAGAAAGACUGGAUGUCGAACGGGCGCUUGCAAAACCACGUUGUGAUGAAUUUUUCCACAGCAUCGAAACCAAGUUCCGUUCGCCUCAUAUCCCCAAUGACAAAUGCCGCAUCCAGCAGACCAGUUGUAUCUGUACCUGGUCAAAAUAUCCCACAGCCCCGGCCCGCCAGGCCUUGACCCAACGCAUACGCGUGGCUUUGUUAGAAAAAAUCGCACUUAUUGGGCUGCCAGAGCCCAUGGAAGCUUUAAAUGCUAUCAGCAAGAUGGAGUCAGAGGACGACGUGGAUCUAUCGUUCAGUCGCGACGGCUGGCGCUGUGACGAGGGAAAUCAUGCGCGCGGCAUGGCAUGGCUGGAAACGAUUUAUGCGCACGAAAAGGUCGCCCUAUUUGACUCAUUCAAAAUCUACCGUGAAUUUGACUUCCGGGUCUGCGACAUUGCCUAUGGCUUGCAUCUGUCCGAUCGGAGCAUCUUGAGUGAUCUAGAUCCGGAGAUGACUGCCGAUAAGGCAGUCAUAGGCCAAGAUAUACCCCGAGAGAUGUACUGA